CUCUUCCCUCCUCCAUACUCUCCUUCCUGCAUUCUCGCAGGCGCAUUUACUCGUCAGCUCGUGCGUAGCGUACGUAGGUGCUGCACAGCCCGGCCGGGCAGCCGCGCGCGCGAGAUCGAUGGCCGGCGGCGGCGACGGAGGCGGGGGCGGCGGUGCGCAGGACGACUUCUUCGACCAGAUGCUCUCCACGCUGCCCUCCGCGUGGGCCGACCUAGGCGCCACCGGCAAGUCCCCGUGGGAGAUCGCGGCGGGCGGCGAGGACCUCGGCGCCUUUGACGAGUCGGCUCUGCUGACCUCCCGGCUCCGGCAGCACCAGAUCGGCGGCGGGGAGAAGCCGGUCAUGUUGCAGCUCACCGACCUCCAGCGGCAGGGCCUCGCCGGUGGCGGGGAGGAGAGCGGCGGCGCCGGGUUCUCGCCGCUGCCGCUGUUCACGGACCGGUCACCCCCUACGUCGCGGGAGGACAUGGACGGCGGCUUCAAGUCGCCCAAUGGCACGGGAGGCGAUCACGCAAUGUUCAACGGGUUUGGGGCGCAUGGUGGCGCCGGGGCCGUGCAGCCGCCGUUCGGCCAGGGAGGGUCAAUGUCGGGUCAGAGCUUCGGAGGGCCGGCGGCGAGCGGCGGCACGACGGCGCCAGCUUCCUCUGGCGGCGGCGGCGCUAACCCACCGAGGCAGACGCGCGUGCGGGCAAGGAGAGGGCAGGCCACGGACCCGCACAGCAUCGCCGAACGUCUCCGGAGGGAGAGGAUAGCGGAGCGGAUGAAGUCGCUGCAAGAGCUUGUCCCCAACGCCAACAAGACUGACAAGGCAUCUAUGCUGGACGAGAUCAUCGACUACGUCAAGUUCCUGCAGCUCCAAGUCAAGGUUCUGAGCAUGAGCCGGCUGGGCGGGGCGGCCGGCAUGGCGCCGCUGGUUGCCAGCAUGUCAUCCGAGGCGAACAGCAGCGCGAAGAGCAGCAACGGCGGCGGGAGCAGCGCGGCCACCGCCAAGGCAAACGGCGGCGGUGGUGGUGGCGAGAGUGGGGGAGGCGGCGGCAGCGGUGGGACCGGGAUGCGUGUGACGGAGCAGCAGGUGGCGAAGAUGAUGGAGGAGGACAUGGGCACGGCCAUGCAGUACCUGCAGGGGAAGGGCCUCUGCCUCAUGCCCAUCUCCCUCGCCUCCGCCAUCUCCUCGGCCACCACCACCGGUACCUCCCCGGCCUCACUCCUCUCCAGGCCGGUCAUGCGCCACCAGGCCGCCGCCGCCUCCAUGUCGCCGGCCGCCGCGGACGAUGCCACUGCUCGGUCCGUCAAGGUAGACGCCGGCGCCGCGUCCGGCGGGAAGUAAUAAGCUGAUCGACUAGGGCGACAUAAUGGGUGCAUUGCUUGUGUAUCCUAUCCUAGCAGAGCAAACCUGUCAUGUUCAUGUAUCGCUCCUGUAUACUCCUUCCCUUCCAAUUUUCUUCCUCUGAAAAUCAGACUCACCUUGCACACGUACGUAUGAUCGAUCGAGCUCCCCUGAGCCCUCUUUCCGGAGAAAGCCUGGCUUGACUUCCAUGAUAUUUGCA
Lolium perenne is the source of this 1544-nucleotide messenger RNA. Its product is annotated as bHLH transcription factor RHL1. Gene Ontology annotation, biological process: regulation of transcription by RNA polymerase II. The record is from RefSeq and is a predicted model, not a curated record. Gene Ontology annotation, cellular component: nucleus. Lineage: Eukaryota; Viridiplantae; Streptophyta; Magnoliopsida; Poales; Poaceae. Gene Ontology annotation, molecular function: protein dimerization activity; DNA-binding transcription factor activity, RNA polymerase II-specific; RNA polymerase II cis-regulatory region sequence-specific DNA binding.